Molecule: messenger RNA, 1724 nt
Organism: Rhododendron vialii
Lineage: Eukaryota; Viridiplantae; Streptophyta; Magnoliopsida; Ericales; Ericaceae
Exons: 2
Coding region: 256-1557 (433 amino acids)
Source: RefSeq, a predicted model, not a curated record
CAGCUAUUCCCUCCGUCCCGGUUUAUUUGUUACCUUUUUAAUUUUUUGAGAGCGUUUGACCUCUCAAAGAAUUGAUUAUAAUUUUCAAUUCGUAAUAUUUUUAAUACGCAAUAUGAAUUUUAUUUGAUAGAUCUUUUAUUAUACAAAAUUUUCAAAUCAUAAAAAACAUUAUAAAUUGUAAAAUAUAAGUAUAUUUUUGAAAAAUAUGUAUUUUGACAAUUGAACAAAUAAAUUGGGACGGAGUGAGUAACAAACAUGAGCUCUCAGAAAUCAAUAUCGAUACAGCUUUCGAGAUGGUCCUCGGAUCUCCACUGGCGGGUCAUCCUCCUCCUCCUCCUCCCCCCUCUCUCUCUCCUCGUCUUCCUCUCUCUCUCCUCCUCCCCUCCCAUAACCGCCUUCCGCUCCUCCCUUCCCUCUUUUGCCCCUCUCCAAUCCUUCUCUUACACCCCUGCCCCGGCCCCUCCUCAACCAAUUUACAGGGCUCGUAACAGCACGACGAGUGGUGGCCAGCCGGCGGCCGACCGGUCGGGGAAAACCGAGUUGGGCCGGUCCAGGAUGGCGGUGUGUUUGGUGGGUGGGGCCAGGAGGUUUGAACUCACCGGGCCCUCUAUCGUCGAGAGGAUUCUGAAAGUUUAUCCGAAUUCAGAUCUCUUCUUGCACAGCCCCUUGGACACGAGUGCGUUUAAAUUCUCCCUCCUGAGGACUGCGCCGAGGAUCGCCGCCGUGCGGAUAUUCGAGCCCAAGCCCAUCCCCGAGACCGAGUCGCAGGCCCGAGUUCUCACACCCGGCGGCUCACCCAAUCGCAUUCAGGGACUCUUGCAAUAUUUCCACCUCGUAGAAGAAUGCCUGACGAUGAUCAAAGCGUACCAGGCCCAAAACAACUUCACAUACGACUGGAUAGUCCGAACCCGAGUUGACGGAUACUGGUCAGCUCCACUCGGGCCCAAAAACUUCGUCCCUGGCCAAUAUGUGGUCCCACCAGGCUCAUCAUACGGUGGACUCAACGACCGGUUGGGAAUCGGCGACUUCAUAACCUCCACUGUGGCCCUCUCCCGCCUCUCCCUCAUCCCCUUACUCGACUCGGCAGGGUUCCGUCAAAUCAACUCGGAAAAAGCCUUCCGAGCCCAACUCACCACCAAUAACGUCUCCUACAUCACCAAACCCGUUCCUUUUUGCGUAGUGUCUGACCGGCGAUACAAAUUCCGACCUGGUAGGCGUGGCGUUCCGGUGGUGGCAUUGUCGAGCCCAGGUCCGUUGAACGGGGCCAAGUGUAGGCCGUGCACGGCAGCGUGUUAUGGCCGGUGCGUGGGGAGCGCGAAGGAUCCGUUAUGGGCCAACGGGGCCCUUCAGUUGUGCGAUGCCCGCGGGGAAUGGGAAAAGGGGUGGGAGAGUGUGUUCGAUAAAGCUUCUGGGAAGAAGCUCGCGGCGGCGAGGAAGCGGGUUAGGGGGUUGAAGUUGAAGCAGUGUGUGGAUGAUUUUGAGAAUAUGAAGGGGAGGGCGGGUAAUUGGGACGCGCCGGCGGCGGUAGAUAUUUGUAGACUCGGAUUGGGAUCAUAACAGGGGAAUAUGUGUACUUUUAGGUUCUUUCAAAUUAUUUUAAAAUUAUUAAACGGCUCGAUUAAUUAUUUGUAAACGUUUUUAAAAUUUAUUUUAGAAUUAUUAACUACUCGAAUUGUUUGUAAACGACGAAUGCAGUAAUCCAUUUACAAUUUGUUGUCCGAAAA